Sinocyclocheilus grahami is the source of this 328-nucleotide messenger RNA. RefSeq names its product mediator of RNA polymerase II transcription subunit 13-like. Lineage: Eukaryota; Metazoa; Chordata; Actinopteri; Cypriniformes; Cyprinidae. The annotation marks the transcript as partial. The transcript has 3 exons. Gene Ontology annotation, molecular function: transcription coactivator activity. The record is from RefSeq and is a predicted model, not a curated record. Gene Ontology annotation, cellular component: mediator complex. Gene Ontology annotation, biological process: positive regulation of transcription by RNA polymerase II.
CUAUCUUUUCUUCUUUUUCAGGGUCAAAGUACAGACCGCAUGGAGUCUCAUGAAGAAGCUCCCAAUAUCCUCCAGCAGCCAUUAGCUCUGGGCUAUUUUGUGUCCACAGCUAAAGCAGGUCAACUGCCUGACUGGUUCUGGUCCGCGUGUCCUCAGGCACAGAACCAGUGUCCCCUUUUCUUAAAGGCCUCACUACACCUCCAUGUGUCUUCAGUGCAAUCGGAUGAACUUUUGCACAGCAAACACACUCACCCCCUGGACUCCAGUCAGACCUCUGAUGUUCUCAGAUUUGUGUUGGAGCAGUACAACGCCCUUUCCUGGCUGACCU